Messenger RNA from Colossoma macropomum (tambaqui), 1591 nucleotides. It is a transcript of the gene cd40lg, whose product is annotated as CD40 ligand. Gene Ontology annotation, biological process: immune response. NCBI's taxonomy places the organism in Eukaryota, Metazoa, Chordata, Actinopteri, Characiformes, Serrasalmidae. Gene Ontology annotation, cellular component: membrane. Gene Ontology annotation, molecular function: tumor necrosis factor receptor binding. The transcript has 4 exons. The coding region runs from base 61 to 834 and encodes 257 amino acids. The record is from RefSeq and is a predicted model, not a curated record.
CCUGUAUGGGUGGAGGUGGCGUUCACAUCUCUGCUCUUUCUAACUUUAACUCUGUCCACCAUGAUAAACACCUUUCACACCAGCUUCACUCCUCCGCCGGUGCCCCCACGGCAGGGGCACAGAGGAGCCAUGCCACCAACAAACACCCCAUUAGUGAAGUUCUUGUCUGUGAUGCUGCUUCUGCUAAUGAUACUGACCUUCGGAGGGUUCCUCUACCUGUUCCACAGACUCAGCGUGAUGCCGUACGGAUACAGUGACCUAUACUUCGCAAAACAGUGUGAGGAAAGCAGCCUAAGACCUGAGGAUAUGGAUUACUGCAAGAAAGUGGUAGAAAAUGCUUUCAAAGGAGGAAGAGUGGCUGCCUUAACUGGAAGAGGAUUCUCCACCACAUCACUAGCACGGCUGGUUCUUCCAUGGAAUACUCCAGUUACCACAACGGCAGACCAGCGGGAUACCCUGAUCUGGGACGAAGAACACUCUCUGGUGAAGGAGAUACGUCUUAACAGCAAAGGGAUCGUAACCAUCGAUUACCCUGGAUACUAUUUUGUCUAUUCUCAAGUCACUUUUUCCAAAGGACACAUGAAGGUCCCCCUGAGGCAAGUCAUAUGGACCCGGAAAUCAAAAAACGACGGGAAGGACAAAGAGGAUUGGGAAAAACUUCUUGUGUCCUACUGCAGUUUGCCCCAGAGCAGUUCAGUACCUGAUUUAUGCACUGCCUCACACACUGGUGUGUUCGAACUUGAGAAGAAUCAGCAGCUCUUUCUUAAUGUAACUGGUAGGGACUUGGUGAACGCAGAAUCCAGCACUUUUGGAUUGUUCAAACUACAGGACUAAGCACUCUUGAGGAGACUGAACUAGGACGAAGAGAUACUAACAGGAAAGAAACUGGAUACUAUCCAUAAAUGGAUUGGUUUUACAGAGUAUACAUGGAUAAUUACGCUCUGAUGCUGUAAUCUAAAUCUUUGUGAAGGAGGCUGAAAUUUCCCCAGCACAAAAAAAAUAAGUCUUCGUCUGACAUCACUCCCUAGUGCAAGCUCCAAGGAAGAUCUGAGACAUCCUUAAUUGUUGGAUCUUGCAGGGAAAAUGGAGAAAUAAUGGCAGUAAUUUUUUCCAUGUGAAAAAAAAACAAUUCUAAACAUGAGACUUAGCAUAAAUGUAUCCACGCUUAGAGGUUCUCCAUGUAUAUUAUGUUCCUAAAUAACUUAUUAAUGUUACAUAUUGUAAUACAACUGUGCCUAUAUUUAUUAAGGGAAACUCCAGCCAGAGUGAUGUAGGCUAGUCUAGUCUCAGAAGUCCUGUGUUAUUUCAAAUCAUGAAGAUUAAGCUGUCCUUGCCAAAGGAAGUGACACUACAUUUGAUGGAGGCCUGAUUUCCACUGAAAAAGGCUAAACUUAAAAAAAGACUAUGUUAACACUUGUCAAACAACAGACAAAGCCGAUUGCUGAAAUCAGGUUGUGUCACAGUAAACCUUCAUGAGAAAAAUACCACAGGUGGCAAAUCAGUAAUCUAAUAAAAGAUCUUUCUUUUGGAAUUUCCUUCUUUUGAAAAUCUGUAUUUAUGUUAUUUGUAUUAAAAAACUAUGCCAAAAUCA